Diaporthe amygdali is the source of this 1389-nucleotide messenger RNA. Its product is annotated as gtp-binding protein. The coding region runs from base 1 to 1389 and encodes 462 amino acids. Gene Ontology annotation, molecular function: GTP binding. NCBI's taxonomy places the organism in Eukaryota, Fungi, Ascomycota, Sordariomycetes, Diaporthales, Diaporthaceae. The transcript has a single exon. The record is from RefSeq and is a predicted model, not a curated record. Gene Ontology annotation, cellular component: mitochondrion.
AUGCCCCCACGAGGUGUAGCCAGUCUGCUGGCCAUGCCACCAGCCCUACGGCCAGUCUUCCUGCAGGCGGUCCUGGCUGGCCCACGAUUCGAAUCUGCAAUCCCCCUCUGUACCUGCAGCCGGCGACCCUACUCGAGAUCGGCCAAACCUUCACCACCACCACCUUCUCCUCCUCCAGUCCACAACCGCGACGAUGGCCCUCCACGCGCCCUCUCCUUCCACCCCUCACCACCUUCCGUCCAACCAUUAGUCGCGCACCUCGUCUCCGACACGCCCCCCCUCGACUUCACCCGCUCCGCCGCGCUGUUCCGCGAGCCGAAGUUCCUCUACUCAGCCCCACGCUUCUUACACCUGCCGAUCAACACGCGCAUCCCCGAGGUAUGCGUGCUGGGGCGGUCCAACGUGGGCAAGUCGACGCUGAUCAAUGCGCUGGCGGGGCUGGGCGGCAAGCGGGCGGGCGCGAGCCACGGGGCCAAGAACAACCGGAGCGGGAUCGCCAUCACGAGCGCCAAGGCCGGCUGCACCAAGACCAUGAAUGCCUACGGCUUCGGACCGCCGCUGUCGACCAAGCCGCUGACGAAAGCGGAGCAGGAGGCGCGCAAGGAGGGCGGGCGCGGGCGCGGCGAGCGCAGGUCCGCGGAUGGGAAGAGGAGGGAGCCCAUGCCCGCGCAUAGCAUGGUGCUCAUGGACAUGCCUGGUUAUGGGCUCAAUUCCCGCGCCGACUGGGGUGAGGAGAUCCUCAAGUACAUUAAUCGCAGGGAGAUCCUCCACGGGGCCAUCCUGCUCAUCGAUGCCGUGGCUGGUGUCAAGCAGGGCGACAGGAUGGUGCUGGAGGUGCUGAGGGACGCGGGGCUCAAGACGAGUGUGGUCAUGACGAAGGCAGAUAAGCUAGUGAGCGAUAAGGAUGCCUUCGUAUGGGAGAGCAGUGCGCCGCUGAGGCAGGCUUGCAUGCACAUAUGGGAGGAGAUGAGGAGCGUGGAGAAGGCGGGCGAGAUGGACUGGUUCGAAGGCGAUGGCUGGAACCCUGAGAUCUUUGUCACGGGCGCGGGCGACCCUAAGCUUGGCGGUAUGGGGGUUGAUGGCGCGAGGCUGUCGAUUUGUAGACUUGCCGGUCACAUUGCCCAGCCCGCAAGGAAGUUUGAUGUGUCUCAGCCUGAGAUUGUACCCUUCGACCAGCUUGUAUUCAGCUCGUCUUCUACAAUACCGGCGCCUCAGAGCCAGCCAGUCUCAGAGGUCGAAGAACCUGAAGAGCAGGUCCAGGCUCCGGUGGGUCGAGGAAGAAUGAUGAGACCCUGGAGAGCUAGGCGGCGCGUCGACCAGAUGAAGCUGAUGGAGGCGGCCAUGGACCAGCCAAGAGCGAGAAGAAAGCUAGGCCAGGCUUCGUUCUGA